AUGCACAAGGCGUCGUCGCUGUCGGAGCUGGGCUUCGACUCCGGCGGCGCGUCGUCGGGCUUCUUCCGGCCCGUGGCCGACGGCUGCCCGGUCACCCCGACCUCCUCCGCCGUCCCGCACCGCCGCCUCACCAAGAUCUCCGUCAUCGGCGCCGGCAACGUGGGCAUGGCCAUCGCGCAGACCAUCCUCACCCAGAACCUGGCCGACGAGAUCGCGCUCGUCGACGCGCUCCCCGACAAGCUCCGCGGCGAGGCGCUCGACCUGCAGCACGCCGCCGCCUUCCUCCCGCGCGUCCGCAUCGUCUCCGGCACCGACGCCGCCGUCACCAAGAACUCCGACCUCGUCAUCGUCACGGCCGGGGCCAGGCAGAUCCCCAGCGAGACCAGGCUCAACCUGCUGCAGCGGAACGUCGCCCUCUACCGCAAGAUCGGCUCCGGUACCAACCUCGACUCCUCCCGCUUCAGGUUCCUCAUCGCCGAGCACCUCGACGUCAACGCGCAGGACGUGCAGGCAUACAUGGUGGGUGAGCACGGCGACAGCUCGGUGGCGAUCUGGUCAAGCAUCAGCGUGGGCGGGAUGCCGGCGUUCAAGUCGCUGCGCGACAGCCACCGGAACUUCGACGAGGCGGCGCUGGAGGGGAUCCGGCGCGCCGUGGUGGGCGGCGCCUACGAGGUGAUCGGCCUCAAGGGGUACACCUCUUGGGCCAUUGGCUACUCUGUUGCCAGCCUCGCUGCUUCCCUCCUCCGCGACCAGCGUCGCGUGCACCCUGUCUCUGUCCUUGCCUCGGGCUUCCAUGGCAUCUCAGACGGCCACGAGGUGUUCCUCAGCCUGCCCGCCCGCCUCGGCCGCGGCGGCAUCCUCGGCGUCGCCGAGAUGGACCUCACCGAGGCCGAGGCCGCGCAGCUCCGGCGCUCGGCCAAGACGCUCUGGGAGAACUGCCAGCUCCUCGACCUCUGA
Triticum turgidum subsp. durum (durum wheat) is the source of this 957-nucleotide messenger RNA. The record is from the annotation of a GenBank genome assembly. NCBI's taxonomy places the organism in Eukaryota, Viridiplantae, Streptophyta, Magnoliopsida, Poales, Poaceae.